GCCGCCGCCGCGGCCAGAGUUUGCGCUCUGAGGCGCGGCCAGGCCCACCCGCAGAAGCCGCCGGGCCUGCCAGGGUCUCCUUCCCUCCCUCGCUCCCUCCUUCCCUCAGCCCAGGCGGCGCGGCGGGCCGGGCCGGGCCGGCUCCUUCUGCUUUGCGGCCCGGCGGAGCGGGCAGCCAUGGCGGCGGCCGAGACGAAGAUCAUCUACCACCUGGACGACCAGGAGACGCCCUACCUGGUCAAGCUGCCGCUGCCGGCCGAGCGGGUCACGCUGGGCGACUUCAAGGCCCUCCUCAACCGGCCCAGCUACAAGUUCUACUUCAAGUCGAUGGACGACGACUUCGGGGUUGUGAAGGAAGAAAUUUCAGAUGACAAUGCCAAGCUUCCGUGUUUCAAUGGCCGGGUGGUAUCCUGGCUGGUGUCUGCCGAGGGGUCGCAUUCGGAUGCUGGUUCAGUCUGUGCCGACAAUCAGCCGGAGCUCCCCCCUUCCAUUGAGCGUACUGGAGGCAUCGGAGACUCAAGGCCUCCUUCUUUUCACCCCAACACUGGGGGGAGUCGGGAAAACCUGGAUAAUGAGACAGAGACGGACUCAGUGGUGUCGCUACAGAGGGAACGACCGCGCAGGAAAGAUGGGCCUGAGCAUGCACCCAGGGUGAAUGGGACUGCCAAGGGGGAACGACGACGAGAGCUUGGUGGCUACGAGAGCUCCUCCACUCUAAUGAGCAGUGAACUGGAGACAACCAGUUUCUUUGACUCGGAUGAGGAUGAUUCUACCAGCAGGUUCAGCAGCUCAACAGAGCAGAGCAGCGCCUCUCGCCUGAUGAGGAGGCACAAGCGGCGCCGGCGGAAGCAAAAAGCACCACGUAUUGAGCGGUCUUCGUCCUUCAGCAGCAUCACGGAUUCCACCAUGUCACUGAACAUCAUUACAGUCACCCUUAACAUGGAGAAGUAUAAUUUCUUGGGCAUCUCCAUCGUCGGGCAAAGCAACGAGCGGGGUGACGGUGGCAUCUACAUUGGCUCCAUCAUGAAGGGAGGUGCUGUGGCAGCGGAUGGAAGAAUUGAACCAGGAGACAUGCUGCUACAGGUGAAUGAUAUAAACUUUGAGAACAUGAGCAACGAUGACGCUGUGCGUGUUCUGAGGGAGAUCGUGCACAAGCCAGGGCCCAUCACCUUGACAGUUGCCAAGUGUUGGGAUCCCAGUCCCAGGGGAUGCUUCUCACUACCUCGGAGCGAGCCCAUCCGGCCCAUCGACCCCGCGGCCUGGGUGUCCCACACGGCGGCGAUGACCGGCACCUACCCAGCGUACGGUAUGAGCCCAUCCAUCAGCACAAUCACUUCCACCAGCUCCUCCAUCACCAGCUCCAUCCCCGAAACCGAACGCCUCGAUGACUUUCACCUAUCCAUCCACAGCGACAUGGCCACCAUCGUCAAAGCCAUGGCCUCGCCAGAAUCCGGCCUGGAGGUACGCGACCGCAUGUGGCUGAAGAUCACUAUCCCCAAUGCUUUCAUUGGUUCGGAUGUAGUUGAUUGGCUUUAUCAUCACGUGGAAGGCUUCACGGACCGGCGAGAGUCCCGCAAAUACGCCAGCAACCUGCUGAAGGCCGGUUAUAUCCGGCACACAGUCAACAAGAUCACUUUCUCGGAGCAGUGCUACUACAUCUUUGGUGACCUCUGUGGCAAUAUGGCCAACCUGUCUUUGCACGACCACGAUGGAUCCAGUGGCGCUUCUGACCAGGACACGUUGGCUCCGUUGCCCCACCCGGGAGCUGCCCCAUGGCCCAUGGCCUUCCCGUACCAGUAUCCGCCGCCUCAUCCGUACAACCCCCACCCAGGAUUUCCUGAUCCCGGCUACAGUUACGGAGGGGGAAGUGCGGGCAGCCAGCAUAGUGAAGGAAGCCGGAGCAGCGGCUCAAACCGCAGCGGUAGUGAGAGAAGGAAGGAGCGAGAGCCCAAAGCUGGCGAGUCCAAGUCAGGGGGCAGUGGCAGCGAGUCGGACCACACUAGCCGCAGCAGCAUGCGGCGAGAGCGGGCUGCCAGCGAGCGUUCGGUGCCAGCCAGCCAACGCAGCCACCAUUCGCUGGCGCACAGCAUCCGCAGCCACCACAGCCAGCAGUCUUACGGGCCGCCCGGCCUCCCGCCUCUCUACAGCCCCCCCAUGCUCCUGAUGCCUCCGCCGCCUUCUGCUAUGGGACCCCCCGGGGCCCCUCCUGGCCGAGACCUGGCCUCGGUGCCCCCCGAACUGACAGCCAGUAGACAGUCAUUCCGAAUGGCCAUGGGCAACCCCAGUGAGUUUUUUGUGGAUGUAAUGUGAAAUACUGCCCCUCCCCCCCACCCCCCCGUCUGUCCUCUGCUGCCCGUCGGUUUAUCUCCUAGGAACAGCCUGGCCGCAUCCUGUCUGGGGACUUUUUUUAUCUUGAUAAUUAUGAAAAGGGAAAAAGAAAUAAACUGAACUAAACAUUUUGAUUCUAAUCCCUGCCUGUGAUUGGACCCAGCAGCCUCUCCCGCCUUCCCCCCCCGGAUAUGAGUGCAGAGGCGAGUCCCCGUGCUUGCGCCACGUGUCCCCCACCCUCCUAACUUUUUCUCUAACUCAUUAAUCUGCACCUGCCUGAAUCCUAUCCUGCUCUGCUUGCCUGUGACUCCCCCACCAGCUCACUUCUCCCAACCCUAAACACGUGCCCUCUUUCUUCUCGCCCCUUUUUGUGUUCUUUUCUGUCGAGCAGCCAAGAAUUACGGGGUGUUUGACUUCCUUUGAGCUGGCCGCCCACGGUGGGGAGAGCUGCAGCACCCACUGGCAGUGGUUUGACUCCCCCCUCCCGACGGAGGAAGAUGCAGAGCCCCGUGGGCAGGCACUUGGGCCCGCGUGGGGGCCGAAGAUGGUUUCUUUCCCUACAGGUGGAGGAUGCCCUGCUUUAUCCGUAACCCCAGGAGGGGUGUGGGGCUGAGAGCCAGCUGUGUCUGUCUUCAGUUUGAUAAAUGUAGCAACUUGGUGGCCAUUGGCAUGAGGCUGGGACGAAUGUGAAGGCGAGCCCUUUCCUCGGCCAGGGAGGGGUACGACUGCUCCUUGCGUUCUCAGUGGGAGCCUCUCUAGGGAGGUAUAGGAAAUUGCCGGAGGAGGCUUCUGCCUGCCCUGCCCUCUUUACUCUCCCCUGUCUUGACUGGAGCCAAAAGUGACUUUGCCAACUCCUGUGUCGGUAGCGGGGAUGUGGCCACUAUGUUUCUGGCCAUGGCAACCCUGCUCCUGAACAUACCAAAGGUACAGAUGCUGUCCUCUCCUCUGGGAAAAGGCUUCCUCUUAGACUGCAUUGCUACAGAGGAAAUCCAACACAACCCCCUCUCUGAACCAGCACUCCCCCCGCCCCAACAGCAUUCGUAGUUAAUCGUCCUCUUGCUGUGCUUCAGGGAUCUAGUUAAGCCCUUUGUACCACCCCAGACCCAUCUUUUCUUGGUGUAUAAACGUCUGUCUCUGGGUCAGAGAUGCAUUGCUUGCGUUGCUCCUCCGCCCCAGCCUACUUUGCUGUUUGUUUAAACGGAGUGGAUUAUGGGCACUUGCGCUUUUUCCUCCUGCCCUUCCUUCCCCCUUUAAAAAAAAACUGUCCUUUUUUUCUUUUCCCUUCCUUUCUGUUUUCUUAACUGGUGGGGGACUUUCUAACAAAAUUAGCUAACUAGGAAAUAUUCGGGGGGGGGGGAUCACUGGGACUAUUCCUUCUUCUGACAGGUUGAGGACCCUGUUGUGUCCAGAGCUCUGUAAAUAAAGCCCAGUGUCCGUUCUAAGGGGGUUCCUAGGCCUUCGGAGGUGUGAGGAUGAGCUUGGAGGUGUGCUGGCUGUGCCUCCUGAAGUCAUAGGAGCCAGACGAACUGCUGCUUAAGGUGUGCCAUGCCUUUUAGUGCCCUACACGACAGUUAGCAGAAACAGAGUCCGUUAAGUAAAAGAAGGGACAUCUGGCACGUUGACUUGAUUUGCCUAAUGUAUAAAAGGUAGAACUAAUCUUUUCUUCUUGUGUAGUCUGGGUGGCCCUGUGCUUUGCCUGGCUCCCACCUCCCCCAGCUCUGCUUUCCCCACACCUAGAGAACGUCCUUUGUUUGCCCUGGUACCAAACUUCCUUGCUGCCGCUUUGUUGGGAACUCCAAAGAGCUGUCAGGACAGUGAGCUGCUGUUGUACUUCAAAGCAUGCCUUUGUGAUCCCACGUCCUUCCCUUUCCGUGAGUGUGGAAGAGGUCGAGGCCGUGGCUCAGUGACAAAGCACCUGCUUAACACGCAGAAGGUCCCAGGUCCAAUUCCCAGCAGCAUCUUCAGCUAAAAGGAACAGGUUGUAGGCGGUGUCGAAAGACCUCCACUUGAGACCCUAGAGAGCAGCUGCCGGUCAGAGUAGACAAUACUGACCUUGAUAGACCAAUAGUAUAAAGCAGUGCCGCGUUUUUAGGAAAGGUGUUCGCUGUAGCAAUACGCUUUCUUUAAAUGCUAAGCCGUGGUGCUGUUUCCCGUACUCUUCUCCAGUGGGGCUAAGAAGGUGUGCAGGGCGUGUGCGGCCAAGAGCCGUCCUCUCUCCUCCUGCCUGGAUUUCUCCAGCCACCGCUUGGAUCGGCCUCAUCUCGCCACCUUUCCUUUGUGCAUUGGAGGAGGAGCAGCAGCACCUACAGCCCUAGCCCGUCGCGUCUUUGUUAGUAAAACUGGUUUCUUUUGGGACACGGUUGGCUUCUCAUAGUGUCGGGAUGUAGGCAAGGACUCUGGAAAUCUGCAUGGCUGCAGUCGUGGCACAUAGUGGUUGCUGUGGCAUCUGUCAUGGAGUACAGCGAUCGAUCCAGACGCCUGACAAUCUGGCAGCACAAUCCUCUGGACGUCCUAUUAGAAAUUAGUCUCACUGUAUUCAGUGGGGUGUACCCCAGGUACGUGUGCACAGGGCUGCAGCCUCCCUAACCCUCACCGUUGGCAGAGGUGGCUGUGCUUUCUAAACUCCUAGGGAACGAAAGGGCUGCCCGUAAUAGGCCUGAGCCGUCUGCCCUUCCCACACCUGCCUCUCCUUUCUGCAGCUGCCCAUUCCAUCCCGAGUUCUUUAUAGACCUUUCUUCCCCCUCCCUGAUUUUUCAGCAAGCUGCCUCGAGUCACUUGUGUACUCUUUUCGCACAUAAACUGAACGCAACAUUUCUUAAAUCUGGAGAAGAGGGUGAGGAGCGCCUGCAAUUUGCGCUUGAAUCGGGUGUGCAUAGUUGGUUGUGUGUCAUGAAUGCAUGUGUAGUUUUUGCCAUGUGUAACUACAGUGUACAAAAUAUGUCAUGUAGAAAUUCAGGUGCAGAGCUUUCCUUGGCUGCCUGAUUCCGUCAGAGCUUGGAAGCUAAGCAGGGUCAGCCCCGCUUAGUACUUUGAUGGGAGACUGCCACGGACAACCAGAGUUGCUGUGCAGAGGCCGGCCAUGGCAAACCAGCUCAGCUCAUCUCUUGUCUUGAAAACUCCUGUGAGGGGGUCGCCGUAAGUCUUUUGUGACCUGAGCCGCCCAGAGUCCUGGGCUGUAGCUCCCUUGCGGGGAGCUCCUUCACCAGCAAUAGCAAGAUCCUGGAAGAACUGAAGAGUCCAAGCUUUUAACCCUUCUCCCUCACGACGGUGAGGGGUUGGCAGCUCCUGCUGCUGGUUGCUUUUAAAGCCUCUGUAGCCACUGUUAGACGGUACGCACAACUCAACCAGACUUGGCCCUUCUGUCCUGGGACAUGCAGUCUCAGCCGUGCUGCAGCUGACCUCUACGCACAUCAACUCACCGCUUUGGAUUCUUUUUGUAUUUUGAGGGUUUUGUUGUUGUUGUUGUUUUCAAGAAUGAAGUGUACCUUCUCUCCUCGGACCAGUCUAGCACCAGCUUGCUCCUCCUGGCUUCUGGUUGCCAGUUCAUCUUUGCGUCUGCUCUUUGUGGUCUGAACUUUUAGACCUUGACGUCUGCCAGUUAGUCUGCCCCUUUCCUGCUUCCCUCGAGCCUUCCUUUCAGACUCUCAGUUCCAGUGCCCUGUUGCCAGUCCCCCCCCUCUGUCCUUCUGGUGCCGUCUUUCCCCUCCUCUGGCUGGUCACUUCCCUCUAGUCAUACUGGUUUCUGUUUUCUCUUCUGUCCCCUACUUUGGUGCUAUCUUCUCUUGUCAUACAUUAUCCCCUGUCCCUCCUUUGGGUUUUAUAUAAAUUGAAAUCACCUUACUCGUUUUUAUUUAUAAAAUAGUUUUA
Molecule: messenger RNA, 6195 nt
Organism: Eublepharis macularius
Lineage: Eukaryota; Metazoa; Chordata; Lepidosauria; Squamata; Eublepharidae
Gene: DVL3
Product: dishevelled segment polarity protein 3
Biological process (GO): intracellular signal transduction; canonical Wnt signaling pathway
Cellular component (GO): cytosol
Molecular function (GO): frizzled binding
Source: RefSeq, a predicted model, not a curated record